Molecule: messenger RNA, 1602 nt
Organism: Psilocybe cubensis
Lineage: Eukaryota; Fungi; Basidiomycota; Agaricomycetes; Agaricales; Agrocybaceae
Exons: 8
Coding region: 1-1602 (533 amino acids)
Biological process (GO): protein phosphorylation
Cellular component (GO): nucleus
Molecular function (GO): protein kinase activity; ATP binding
Source: RefSeq, a predicted model, not a curated record
AUGGCGGCGGUACAUCCGCUGCCAACCCAGCUUCUUUCUCAGUAUGCUCGUCAAUCCCUAAAUGGCAUCAACCCUGCUGGUCCGAGCGGUAUGCCCUCCUCACCGGUGGCGACCAGGAAGCGCAAGCGCGCCCAUCAGUACACUGUCAGCUACAGCGAGGUCCAGGAGGUCGAUAGCAACGGUCGCCUUCGAGAGGUCAUCGUAAUCGACGAUACACCACCCCCUCCACCCACCAUCUCUCCUUCCACGACCCAUAAUGGUGCUUACUCUGCGUCCUACCAACCCCCAAUGUAUGCUGCCCCAAUACGGACCAGAGCCCGCGCUGCAGCAGAGGCUCAGGCUCUCUCAGCCAGCUCCUCGUCAACUACUACCGCCCCAGCUCCCAAGAAGAGAAAACGGGACCACAAUGAAGAGGUCCGUGCGCCGGCGUCCAAGAAGCCGGCAGCCACUAGCAGCCAGUCUCAGGCAGUUGUCACUGCUAAAUCUUGGGAGAGCCGCAGCGGAGCUGCCACUGACGAUACAUCGAAAGGCCCUGUGUCCUGUGAUGAUAAAGAAGGCCACUACAUUAUCGUCCCCGAUGACAUGAUCCACCGACGUUAUCGAACGGUUCGAUUGCUUGGUCAAGGAACCUUCGGCAAAGUCGUUGAAGCCAUCGACACUGAAAACAAUACUCGGGUAGCCAUCAAGAUCAUCCGUGCUAUUCCCAAGUAUCGUGAUGCUAGUAAGAUUGAAGUACGGGUACUCCAGAAACUCAGAGAACGUGAUCCAACAAAUCGAAACAACUGCAUCCACCUCCUUAGUUGGUUCGACCAUCGGAACCACAUAUGUCUAGUGUCUGAGCUUCUGGGGAUGUGUGUGUAUGACUUCAUCAAGGAAAACGAUUUCGCCCCCUUUCCUCGUCACCACAUCCAGAAGUUUGCACGACAGCUGCUCGGCAGUGUAGCAUUCUUGCAUGACCUGCGGUUGAUCCACACGGAUCUGAAACCAGAAAACAUUCUACUGGUUCACAACGAUUACCGGACUGUUCAUGUUCCUGUGCCAAAUUCGAAGCGCAACGCAACUAAGCCAAAGCGGAUACUAGAGUGCACAGAUAUCCGCCUGAUAGAUUUUGGCUCCGCUACUUUCGAACAAGAGUACCAUUCAUCGGUGGUGUCCACACGACACUAUAGAGCCCCAGAAAUUAUUUUGGGACUUGGCUGGUCGUUCCCCUGUGAUGCGUAUUCAUUAGGCUGCAUCUUGGUGGAGUUCUACACAGGUCUUGCACUCUAUCAGACGCAUGAUAACCUAGAACAUCUUGCGAUGAUGGAGAUGGUUAUGGGUAAAAUGCCAGAACGCUUCGCCCGCGCAGGCGCCAGAUCGAAACCUGAAUUCUUCAAGGAUGGCAAAUUAGAUUGGCCCAAGCCUAAAGCCACACGGCAAAGCAAAAAAGAUGUUCGCGCAACACGUUCGUUGUCGGAGGUGAUACCGCCAUCGGACAACAUCAAUCGACAGUUUGCUGACCUGGUCAGGAAACUUCUUGCUUUCGAUCCUGCUCAGCGGAUCACUGUGCGAGAGGCACUACAGCAUCCAUACUUUUCCUUGAACAUCCCUCCGGAGAUAUAA